This is a messenger RNA of Culex quinquefasciatus (southern house mosquito), 1761 nucleotides long. RefSeq names its product inactive hydroxysteroid dehydrogenase-like protein 1. The transcript has 6 exons. Gene Ontology annotation, cellular component: endoplasmic reticulum. Bases 553 to 1521 code for a protein of 322 amino acids. The record is from RefSeq and is a predicted model, not a curated record. NCBI's taxonomy places the organism in Eukaryota, Metazoa, Arthropoda, Insecta, Diptera, Culicidae. Gene Ontology annotation, molecular function: oxidoreductase activity.
AGUAGUAGGUAUCAGCUUUGUUGGGCUCAAGCAGACCUGAGCCACCACUUCGGAAGCAGCUGCAGCUGAGCAAAUCAUUGUGUUUUGUUGAAGAAGCCAGUGUUGUUGUUUUGUUACAGUCAUCUCGUGGAUUUAAGGUUUAAGUGUAUUGGCGUUAGCCCGCGUGGAAGCUGCAUACCGACGACACAAUACUUACGAACAGAGCUACCGAACACGGUUUUGGGUAGCCACUACGCGCUCGCAACGGGCUCAACCGACUCCGCGACACAACACCCGCGAGAGUCCCAGCCCGCGUUCAGUGCUGUAGCGCGUUUCGUCGAGUUCGGUUCGCUGGUUCUGGACAGCAGUCCGAAUCGUUCGCGUGUGUCGUUGUUGUGAUCGUGACGGAGGGUCGCGUGUGUGUUCCAACCGGGUUGGCUGGCACUUUUCACAGCAGAGGGAAGGCGCGCUUGGCCUAGUUCGGCUCGGUGAAGCCCGCAAACUUGCUGACAUUGAAACAGUGCACAUCGAGUAGCAGUUUCGUAGGCGCAUUACAGUCAAGUUGAAGCCAACAUGAUCCUGUCGUUGGCCGCGCUAGGGUUGACCCUGCUCGGGGCGUGGGUGUGUGCCUGCUGGAUGUACGAGAACCUGCGCUCGCUGGUGCAGAUCGUGGUGGCCAUGCUGACGCCGUACUUUGUCCCCGCCGAAAACAAGACCCUGGUCGAGCGCUACGGCAAAUGGGCCGUAAUUACCGGCUGCACGGACGGAAUCGGUCGCCAGUAUGCCUUCCAGCUGGCCGCCCGCGGACUCAACAUUGUGCUCAUCUCGCGAACGCCGGAGAAGCUGAUGGCCGUGGCCGCCGAGAUCGAGCAGCGCCACCAGGUCAAAACCAAGUGGAUCGCGGCGGACUUUAGCCUGGGGCGGCCAAUUUUCGAAAAGCUGCGCCAGGAACUGGCUGGCGUGCCGGUUGGAAUUUUGGUGAACAACGUCGGAACCAACACCGACUUCCCGGACGACUUCGAAACGGCCUCGGAGGACAAGCUGUGGGAAAUUAUCAACGUCAACAUCGGGGCGGCCACGAUGAUGACGCGGCUGGUGCUGCCGGAGAUGAAGCAGCGGCGCCAGGGAGCGAUCGUCAACAUUAGCUCGGGCAGCGAGCUGCAACCGCUGCCGUACCUGACCAUCUACGCUGCGUCGAAGGCCUACGUCCGUAACUUCACGCUGGCGCUGCAGCACGAGCUGGAACCGUUCGGAAUAACGUGUCAACUGGUCAGCCCGCUGUACGUGACAACCAAGAUGAACCAGUACUCCACCACGCUGAUGGAGGGCGGUGUGUUCAUCCCGAACGCGGAGUCGUACGCCAAGUUUGCCGUGUUUUCGCUGGGCAAAACGAAACGAACCACCGGGUACUGGUCCCACGGUAUCCAGUACUGUGUGGCGCAGUUUGCGCCCGAGUGGGCCCGCACCAUCAUCGGCGGAACCAUGAACAAGGUGUUCCGAAAGGAGUAUUACGCCCAGCAAAAGGCGGCCAAGGCUAAAUAAGGGUGUGCUGACGAAAAGAGUAUUCGGUACUGAGUUUUUAAUUUGAUGCAUUUUUUGUUACGAGUAUAGUUUCAGUUACCAUUUAUAGUUUUCAUCCAGCAGACGGUGGAUGUAUUUUAGUUUGUUCUUUGUUCUUUUUGUUAGAGCUACAGUGUAAGACUGAUUACUAAUCGUGGAUGUCAAUCAAAUAGUUUUCAUUUUAGUUUACUCAACAGAAAUAAAAUAACUUUCAAAAAAUAA